CAGACUGCAACGCAAGCCACUUAUAAAAGCAACCGCAGCAAAAGUUACUAAAAAUAGGUAGUAUCAAUAAAGCCCUAAAUAGGGCUGCGAGGAUUAGGACAAAGAAUUUGGCGCACCUCGUUCCUAUUCGUUAUCUUAUCAUAUCUCGUUGAUAAAGCCAUUAUCAACGAGCACACAAUGUACCCGCGAGCCAGUCCGAGACCGCUGUAGUCUGGCACCUGUCGUUUUUGCACGUAUAAACGUAUAGAAAAAAUUGAUAACAAAUUAGUCUCAAAUAAUGUAAGUGCAAGUACCAAAACAAUGGGUGUGAUCAAGUUAGCUUUAAUAGUACUCUUAGUUAGUGUAAGUGUUAGAGGACAGGACCCUAUUGUUAAUGAAGAUGAGAAAACUGUUAGUGAAGUAAGUAAUGUGAUUGAUGAAGAAGCAGUAGUGCCAGAAGAAAAUGUUGAACCGGCGGCAGCAGCUGUUGUUGAAGAGACUGAAGUAGAAAACACAGAUAAUGCUGCUGAAGUGAUAUCAGAAUCUGACCCGCUUCUAGUGAGAAGUGGGAAGUACCAAGUCCUGAGUGAUGCGUUGACAGGGGAUGCACCUACUGAGCUGGAAGCUGUGAACAUCGACCCCAACGGUGGGCAAAGUGAGAGACAACUGCUGAUGCCCAGUACAACGGCCCCGUCAAACACUUAUGAUCAAUAUGCCCACAUAGACGGCAGGGUACUCCCGUCCACGACCUAUCAGAACAACGGACAGCCAUACGUGAUUACCAACCAGCGUCUCCAGCAGAUCAGGUCCAACUUCAUGUACUGGUUCUACGACAUGGGCGGCAAUGAGAACAUCGGCGAUUACCAGCGGGAUAUCCACACCUCCACGCCACAGAUUCACAAGAACUUCAACUUCCAACUACCCUUCUUUGGGUUCAGAUUCAAUUAUACGAGGUUAUCAAUGAACGGCUACAUCUACUUCAGCGAUCCGCCAGACCACUACACAUAUCCACUGUCGUUCCCCGUCCGUGAUUGGCCAAACGUCAACGAUCCUUCUUUCAUCGGUAUCUUCUUCAGCAAGUGCCGUAUUGGCAGCAUGAGGCCUGAAGACCCUGACCAGAGAAGACCCGGAGUUUACUUCAGACUUGACAGAGAUUUACAGACCCGUACCGACCAGCUGGGUGUGGAGAUGAGGGAGCGAGUUACGUGGGACAUCCGCGAGGGAGUCAUCGGCUCCGAGACAUUCUUCCCCAAACACGCCGUCACCAUCACCUGGAAGAACAUGUCUUUCGCUGGCGGUAUCGACAACUCCUUAUUCAUGACAAAUACGUUCCAAAUGGUGCUGGCCACGGAUGAAGUGUUCACAUACGCUAUCUUCAACUACCUGGAGAUCAACUGGAGCUCGCACACGGAGGCUGGUGGCGAUACCACUACUGGGGAAGGAGGUGUCCCUGCUUAUAUUGGAUUUAACGCCGGUAAUGCCACAAGGAGCUACGAGUACAAGCCGUAUUCACAAGCAUCCGUGCUUAGAGAUCUAACUGGAAGAGGCUGGGCCAACGGCUUCCCGGGCCGACACAUAUUCAGGAUAGACGAAAAUAUACUCAUGGGCACUUGUAAUAAGGAUAUUGAUGGUGCUAACCUCCCGCUGAUGUUCGCCCCCGAGAGCGGCAACAUGCUUGGGGGCACCAUCGUCAACAUCACGGGCCCUUGCUUCAACCCCAAUGACCGUAUCACCUGCCGCUUUGACACGGAAGCCGUGGUUGGUGCCGUGGUUGACGUCAACCGAGCCAUUUGUGUGCAACCACGGUUCUGGCACAACGGCUACGCCAGGUUCGAAAUCGCCAUCAACAACGAACCUUACAAGUGGAAAGGAAAGUUCUUCGUCGAAACACCCGCGACGGCCGCUGAGAAGAUCUUCUUCUCCGAUAACUCCGUCCACGAACGCUAUCCUCCAGAGGUCAAAAUUACUUGGGACCGCUUCAACUUGACCACCAACCUUAACGUUCAACUGCAGAUCAGCUUGUGGGGCUAUAAAGAAGUGACCAUCAGACCACAGCUUGAAUUCAUCGACAUGAUCGAAACAGGAGUCGCAAAUACUGGAGAGUACAUUAUAAACCCACAGAACUUUAGAAACAGGGAGAAUAUCAUGCAUAACGACAUGCAGUUCGGAUUCCUUCAAAUCAAUUUGACGACCCCUGAAGUUUAUAAAGGAGUCACAAUAUCUCCGAUCCUAUGGAGUCGUCCUAUUCCCCUAGGCUGGUACUUCGCUCCGCAAUGGGAGAGGAUCCACGGACAGCGCUGGCCACAUACUAUGUGCAACAACUGGCUCCGAACAGACAGAUUCCUCAAGAACUUCGCUUCUCAAGUGUGGGUGUGUCCUUGCACCUUGGAGCACGCGCUUUUGGACAAGGGUCGAUUCAUGCCGGACGUCAACUGCGAUAGAGAUUUGAACCCGACGUGCAGAUAUCACUGGGGAGCUAUUCACUGCGUCAAGAGUGGGUCUCCAAGUGCGGAAGGAUCUGGUCAGCAAUGCUGCUACGACAAGAACGGUUUCCUCAUGUUGUCAUACGAUCAGAUGUGGGGAUCGCGUCCCCUGCGUUCCCACGACUUUGGAUUCACUCCAUACAAUGAGGCCAACAAGGUGCCGUCGCUGUCCAAUUGGUUCCACGACAUGAUCCCGUUCUACCAGUGCUGCAUGUGGCAAGAAGAGCAGGCUGUUGGUUGCGAAACCUUCAGAUUCGAACGUCGUCCAUCGCAAGACUGCGUGGCUUACCAGUCUCCAGGUGUGGCUGGGAUAUUUGGUGAUCCGCAUAUUGUUACCUUCGACGACCUGCAGUAUACCUUCAACGGCAAAGGUGAAUACGUGCUGGUGAGGGUGGACCACCCGCAGUUUAAGCUGGAUGUCCAAGGUCGCUUCGAGCAGGUCCCGAGGAAUAUCUACGGCGAGGUCAACGCGACUCAAAUCACAUCCAUUGUAGCGGCGUCCAACAACUCAGUGCCGGUUGAAGUGCGACUUCGUCCUCAACACGCCCAAUGGCGUUACAGGCUGGACGUUUUCGCGGACAACAAGCGAGUUUACUUCGACAGACCUGCACUCAGAGUACAGUACUUCCCAGGUGUGACAGUGUACCAGCCUAUGUACGUCCUCAACCAAUCGGAGAUCGUCAUCAUGUUCGCGUCGGGCGCAGGAAUCGAGGUGGUUGAGAACAGAGGCUUUAUGAGUGCCAGGGUCUACCUGCCGUGGACUUACAUGAAUCAAACUCGAGGAUUAUUUGGCAACUGGUCACUAGACGUAAAUGACGACUUCACGAGACCUGACGGAACCUUAGCUCCUGUCAAUCUGAACAACUUCCAGUCGGCACACAGAGACUUUGCUCAAUAUUGGCAAUUAUCAGAUCGAGAGCAGCGAGACAUAGGAGUGGCUCUCUUUAUGAGAGAGUACGGCCGAACAGCAGCUUACUUCAACGACAACAAUUUCAUACCGAACUUCAUCCGGGAACCAGCUGACUUCCUGCCCGUGAACAGAUCGCAUGACGUGGCCCGAGCCAUCGACCUGUGCCAGGACUCGUACCAGUGUCGAUAUGACUACGGCAUGACUCUCAACAGAGACAUGGCUGAGUUUACUAAGAACUACUUGGCCUCCAUUACCAAUAUAAAGGAGCAAAACGCACGACGCGUCGUCAGUUGCGGAAUUUUGGAAACGCCUCGCUUUGGUCGGAAGAGUAACUUCUUCUUCACUCCUGGUACAAGGGUGAAUUUCGAGUGCAAUCAAGACUUCAUCCUGAUCGGUGACAAACGACGAAUUUGCGAGGACAACGGUCGAUGGAACCUGCCAGACUAUGGGUACACCGAAUGCCUACGUAACCAGGAGUAUUCUCAACGCGCCCUGUUUCUGACCUGGGGCGUCAUAGUGGCAGUUAUUCUACCGUUAGGCCUCCUCAUUUGCCUCUGUUGGUUCUGGUGCUGGCACAAGCCUCGCUCCGAAGGCAAACAGGGCUUCCGAUUCGAAGACAUUCCGCGAUCCAAAUCUGCGUCUAGACUUAACCUUCGAACAGCAUCAAUGGGAAACCUUACGGAUACCAUGAAAUCAUCCACGUUACGUAGUCAAAAUUCUGAUGAAAAGCCUAAAUUAGGAUCGGACUAUAGUCCCUCUGAAGAAGCUCCUUUAAAACAAAAUAUUAUAACGAGGGCCGCCCCCGCACCCCCCGGAGCCCAAGAUGGGGAUAGCUCUGGAAUAGGUUACUCAGACUCCAACAAAAGUGAUUCUGGCAAAUCGGAUAAGUCUGGCUUACCCAAAAAGCGUCGUUAUGACAAAACUUAUCGUACACACGAGCCUUUGCCUAACGCCCCUGAUGUAGAUUUCCCUGAGAAACUAUGGGACUUAUCCGAAGAGGAUUUAUUGUCUCUGACUUCUCCGUCUGAUACGGAGUCCAAUCGUGACUCAACUCUGACUCGUCCAGCGAAGGAUAUAGAGUAUAUCAGCAAACCUCGUCAAACUGGUCGCCAUGCUCUAGCCAGUGACUCUGGCUACUCUACUACUAAGGAUGGGUCUGAGGAUCCUUAUGCCCCUAAAUUCGAGGGUCAAUACAGCCCUAUAUCGUCCCACUACUCUCCUACUUACUCUGAUAUUUAUUCUCCCCCCAUAAGUCCGACUUCAGAUCUAAGUCCAAGGAACACGUAUAAUAAUCCUGGACUACCCGAGCCCCCCAAGAGUGCUCCUGCCGAUCAGAUAAAGACGUUUACCCUCCCUCCAAAGAGAGGAAAGCAAGAGUACUCGUCGCGUACCCUGGGUGCCACCUGGGGGAUCAUCAGCGCGGUGAUGCUACCGAUUGUGGUGGUGCUCAUCUGCGUCGGGUGGCGGAUCCUCAAGCGACGCAAGGCCGAAGAGAAAGAGGAGAAUGAGUACUUCGCCGUCAAAUCGCGCCCAAUCGACCCAGACGAAUCAAUGAAGAUAAAUUCGGAUGACGACAGUAUCCCGUACAAGAAGGGCAUAACCGAGGACAGUCCUGAACCGACUGACCCAGUGAAGGUUGUGGAUACUGCUUUGACGAGCUCGGACCCUGGCUAUGGUCAAGCAUACCAGCCCUACAGUUCACAAGCGCAGCCCUACGCCUCGCAACCGCUAGCCUACGACCCCCAAACGCAGGCAUACGACCCACAACCCCAAACCUACGACCCCCAACCCCAAACCUACGACCCCCAGGCAUACGACCCACAGCCACAAGCAUACGAUCCUAACCCAGAACCUGAACAAAGCAGGCAAUGGAGUGGUGAAACUGAGAUCAACUAAGUUUAGUCUACUAAGAUUAUUUAUAGAUUUUUUUUUUUCAAUGUUUGUUUCUAAUUACAUUUCUUGUAUUUUAGAUAUUUUUCUAAAUGUAUGCGUAGUGUAAGAUUAGUCCUUCAAAGGACUAUUUUAUAGAAUUUUGCUAUUAGAAAAAUGUAUCCCACCCUGCAAUUUAUAGGAUAAAUUAUUUGAUAUGUUAUCAAUGAUAACCCUCACUUCAACCUACGGUACAAUUGAGAAAUCACUUGACUUCGAAGUCAAUUAAAACAAUCUUUAGGCCAGGCGCGCACUACGAGUUUUUCGCCGCGCGGCAGAAAAAAGUAGCGGCAUAAUGUCGCACUGUAAUACUGUACCAAACAGUUUUAAAUUGUAUUGCGCGCACUUAACGGCAGAGCCGCCGCUGCGGCGCAGUAUUACAGUACGACAUUAUGCCGCUGCGCGAAAAACUCGUAGUGCGAGGCUGGCCUUAGUCUAAAAGGCCGUAAGCCACUAAGGAGUAAGGGUGAGCGCACGCGGACUGUCUGUACUGCUCACACUUACCUACGCGGUGCGGUAAUGAGAUUGUUGUAUGGAGUGUCCUACUAACAAUACACACAUACAUAAACUCACGCCUAUUUCCCACCGGGGUAAGCAGAGACUAUACUAAUUCCAUUUGCUUCGAUCCUGAGAUACUUCUCUUGCUUCCUCCACAUUCCUCAAUCGUUUCAUACACGCACGCCGGUUCAGAGUAGAUCGUACUGAAACUUUUCUAAGGACAUCUCCAAUUUGUUAAAUGUACGUCCUUAUAGGACGUGCGCUCUAUCUACGGAACGAGAUUCGAGAGACUUGAGAUUUGGAACUUCAGCUUGACGUGGAAACCUUGAAUGUGAAUAAACUUUACUAUACAUGACAACACAAAGAAAAUUCAACUAUACCUAUAGCUACUUAUAGUAAGUACCUACUUAACCAUAAAAGGUACCUACACUUAGUCUGUGCCUAUUGUAAUAAUGUGACCUACUUAGCUAAGUAAUACCUAUAAGAUUUCUGAAAUUCCAUUUCUCUUUGUUUUACUUAGUACCAAUUUUAUUUACUUACCUACUAUUUGAAAUAUUACGAGUUACGUACUUUCUGUUUCAUUUGUAUUCAAUAAAAUAUAAUAGUUAAUAAUGUCAGUUUCUUUUUAACACCUCUAAGCAAUCAUAGCUUAGUGGUAAGUAGAAUUUCCCUUGCAUCCUUUUCCGGGUAAGUAGUUUAAAGUUUUACUUCAAAUGCCAACGUCGUAAGGCAAAAGAAACUGCGUCUUUCUGCCUUUCUUCACAUAAGACAGAACAUAAUCCUCUUUUUUUACUUAUAAUUAUAAGAAUUAAAAUUGAAAACAUAUUUUAACGUACUUUCGUUUCGCCCUCCUACCCACCAAUAGCUAUUUAUAGAUUGCUUUGAAUGGUGCCCAGUUGUACCAAUAUUUUUUUUGGGUACGGAACCGUCGGCGUCGGGGCGCAAGUGCAAUCUUCACUUGCUAGGUUUUUUAGAAUAUUACCAUAGAAUAAGGAAUUAUACUACGUAUUGCUAUUACCUUUUAUUAUUAUUUAUUAUUAGCUGUUAAUUUUAUUAGCUUAAAAUACCAAUUCAAUACUACUGGAGUAAAUGUCAAAUUUAUUUGGGCUUAUAAUAAUCGCUAUGUAUUUUUGUUUUUUUUUCUGGGGUUUCUUUUUGUAUUUUUUCAUAUUUUUUUUAUCAGCAUUUAAACAUGGUACUCGGUGAUGCAUAAGAAACAAUAACAACAGUUAAAACAACAAAAAGAAACAUCCCCAUGUUAUUUGGUCGAGGCGAUGGUGUAAUUCUUGUAUCUCCCCAUGUGCGUGUUGGCAUGUAGUAUAAAUGAAUUAAUUCAUAAGUUUCUAUAAUAAAACUACUAAGUAAACAUUA
Messenger RNA from Pectinophora gossypiella (pink bollworm), 7170 nucleotides. RefSeq names its product protein mesh (gene mesh). NCBI's taxonomy places the organism in Eukaryota, Metazoa, Arthropoda, Insecta, Lepidoptera, Gelechiidae. Gene Ontology annotation, biological process: cell-matrix adhesion. The record is from RefSeq and is a predicted model, not a curated record. Bases 301 to 5268 code for a protein of 1655 amino acids. The transcript is spliced from 23 exons.